Molecule: messenger RNA, 900 nt
Organism: Ochotona princeps (American pika)
Lineage: Eukaryota; Metazoa; Chordata; Mammalia; Lagomorpha; Ochotonidae
Gene: RNASE13
Product: ribonuclease A family member 13 (inactive)
Exons: 2
Coding region: 165-626 (153 amino acids)
Molecular function (GO): nucleic acid binding
Source: RefSeq, a predicted model, not a curated record
CCCCUCUCCCACUCCACUGCCAUCUGUCUUCAGCUCCUGUCCUUUUUUUGGAGCUGUCAAAGAAGCAUCAGCUCAGCCUCGUCCCUCUAUUUCCCUCUGGAGGAGCCACUCACUCAAGGACCUGUCAGACCUCUUAUAGGGCAGCCCUCAGACUGGCAGGAGGAAUGGCAGCAGCUGUGGCCUGGCUCCUUUUCUUCCAGCUUUUUCUGGGGCCAGAUAUUCUUAUUUCCGUUGAUCUGAAGUCAGCCUCCAACAACUUCCGUAUCUUACACUUCGACUACCCCAAGGUUAACUUUGCAGCGGGUUUCCUGGGCUAUUGUAAUGGAAUUAUGUCCUAUGUGAGGGGAAGAAUGGAACACUGGUACUGCCCACAGGUCCAUUAUGUGAUACAUGCUCCCUGGAAAGUCAUCUACAAGUCCUGCAAACUUAGCAAGAACUUCUGUGAGAACUACAACAAAUACUGCACACUUACCCAGGACAGCUUCCCUGUCACGAUCUGCAGCCUGAGCCCUCAACAGCCACCCACAAGCUGCUACUACAACAGCACCCUCACCAACAAACAGCUCUACCUGCUCUGUUCUGGCAGAUAUGACGCAGAGCCAAUCGGCAUCAUAGGUCUCUACUAGGGAAUCUAACCCCUAAACCACCCCACCCCUGUCACUAUAGGUCAACCUGUCCCUCAUAUCCAGAAACUGUGAUCCAUAGAAUGAGACUUUUCUCCCAGCAUUCCAAAUUAGGCAGGACCACCCUCUGCCAAGACCAGGUCGAUAGGGAAAGUGUUUGGAGUUUUGAUUAACAUGCAGAGCGCUGCUCUUAUCCAGGGUCAUUCUGACUUCCUUUCCAUGUUCUCACCACCCCCACUGCUCUCCCCCUCCCCUCAGAAACAGUAAAACCCACCCA